UUUCCGACAGUGUGACUCGCGAAGCCUAACUGCUGUGAAUAAGCCGUUUUGGUUUCCUGUUUUAAGUUCUAAAAACUAAUAUUUAGAUCAUUCAAACCAAUUAUCGCCAUACAUAACUGUAUCGAUAACCGAUAUAUUGCAAAUAUCAGUCGAAAUACGUGUUCUACCAGCUUCAGUUCAGUUCUGAAGUUGCAACUCGACGCCAGCGAAGUGUUAGCUCGAACGGCUCUGAAAAGUUUGUUGUUGUCACGUGACGUGAAACGAAUGUGGCGAUAAAGUUUUUGUUUCUUUAUUAAAACGACCAUAGCUACAACAUUUUAACAUUAUCUAUUGAAGUUACUAUUUUAAAACAAUGCCUCAACCAAAAUACAGGAAGAUAGCUGUGAUUGGGUACAGAUCUGUCGGAAAGUCAUCUCUCACAAUACAGUUCGUGGAAGGACAGUUCGUAGAUUCAUAUGACCCUACCAUUGAAAACACCUUCAACAAAACGGUGUCUGUCAACGGUCAAGACUUCAAUCUUCAGUUGGUCGAUACUGCUGGUCAGGACGAGUACUCUAUUUUCCCUCAGUCUCAUUCAAUGGACAUCCACGGUUAUGUCUUGGUCUAUGCAGUAACAUCCAUGAAAAGUUUUGAAGUUGUUCAGGUUCUUCAUGACAAGCUACUAGAUAUGGUUGGGAAAAUACAGGUGCCAACUGUUCUUGUUGGAAAUAAAAAAGAUCUCCACAUGGAAAGGGUGAUCAAGCCAGAGGAAGGGAAGAAGCUGGCCCACUCAUGGGGAGCAGCAUUCAUGGAAUCUUCUGCCAAGGAAAACGAGACCGCUGUAGAGGUAUUCAAGCGGAUCAUUCUGGAGAUGGAAAGGGCGGAUGGGAACGUUCCCUCAGAGGAGAAAAAGUGUGCCGUGAUGUAAGAGGGACAGCAGUAAGCUCAUUGGCCGAAGCCAGGAGACACAACAUCACCAGCCUGCCAAUCAUGACCUCCCUAGCACCAAGGAGCCGCAGUCGCAAUGUGGCCACUUAUAAUUCAUGUGUUUUACACAAAGGCAGCCAAUCACACUCAAGGCUGACUAAGGAGAACUCUGACGUGUCACACGAGUUUCACUGUCAGUUUUACUGAAGUCUAUUAAGUUUGGUUGGCAUAAACCAAACCUCAUGAAAAACAAAACAUGGAAAUACCAAAUGUAAGAGCCACAAGCCCAAACUUCACAACAAAAAACAGCUCCCUGAUAAUUACAAUCAAAUAGUUAGCCGUGCAUCAACAGAUGCAGCGGUGACUGGCUAGUGUCCCCAACUCUCACUGGCUAGCUUCACCUUGUACAUAAUAAGGGCUGACCUUGAUGCCUAAAAAACAUGCCUGACUUCUUUUCUCAGGUCAUCUGUAUACUUCAAUGAAUACACCGGCCAUGGCAGAGAGCCACUGUUCACAUUGCUGUUGUAGCAGCGUUGGAAAGUUACUAUAAUUCACAACUGAUUAAUGUCUUGGUUACAGUAUCUUGGAAUUAGUUCUCUUUCACACAAUAUGUGUGUUGCAGAAGUACAUUUCCUAUAGUAUUGGUCUUGGCUAACAUUUUUUCACUGUAAAACUUUCAGCAAGUCAACUUCAGGUUACACUUCACCCUUGAACUGUAAAUAAUGUAUUUUAGAAUACAUUUUUGUUCUUCACUUCUGGUUGGCAGAUUGGUCCUCGCUCCCUUCCUCUAUGAUUUACCAUCUGACAUUAAUAAUGAAGCUGUAAUUAUCCAGUGGACGAGGCCCCCUUGAAUGAUGUUUAGAAGAGAGUGGAAUGGAUCUGUUAUAUUAAAAAAGUUGUGGCCUUUUGAUCCCAUAGCACUAGGAUCCUAGACACAGGUUUGAUAGUGUUGUUAGUUAUAUCCUGAGAUAAUACAAGUGUGUUCAUUUAGCAGCAUAUUGAACAAAAUGUCAGCAUACAAUUAUACUAUAAUGAAGAAUAUUAUGGAGUUGCUGUUUUUGCAUUCACUGAUAAUUUCUUACCACUGUGGACUGUUAACCUUUUCAUGGGGACCACAGGAUCUGCUGGUUUAGUUUGAGUUUUGGGGUUUUGAUUCCAGAAGUGAUGUAGGGCUUGGUCAAGCCAAGCAAGGAUGCCUUAUGACACAUGACUUAUGAAUUUAGUUUUGAGUCAGGGACUCCCAUCGGACACAGUGCUCAACAUAACCUGAUUUGCAUGUCCACUUUAGCCUUACAAACAAAAGAUCAAUUUGAAGUCCAAUGGUUUUUACUCACAUUACUUCCAUUUAUCCAGACAGUCCACCCCCUAGUAUCUAUUAUUGUUUAGAUUUUUUUUUUUUUAUAGUGCUUCUCUUUGAGUAAGUAGUAGAUUGAUUGAUUGAUAGGUGAUUGAUGAUGCAGUCUAAGGCUGCGUUUACACAGGCAGCCCAAUUAUAAACUUUUUUUUCCACUACUUGGUCCUCUGACCAAUCAAGAUCUGUGCUGAAAAAUAUCUGAUGUGAUUGGUCAAAAGAUCAGAAUUGGGCUGCCUGUGUAAACUCAGCCUAAGAGAAGCUGGUGAUGCUGUGUCUUGUGCCUUACCCUUCAAUCCCCCGCUUUAUUCCCCCCACCUGUUUCCCUACCUGACUCAAGGUCCUCUAGGUUUUUCCCCCUUCUCUGUUGACUUGACCCAAUGGAGAAAACAAGGUGCACAACACACACCUGAACACCAAUACCCCCACAUUGGUUAGUGUUAACUCAGAAAUCUAGCUGUAAACAGUUUUGUAUAUAUAAAUAAAUCCUUUACUCCUUU
Molecule: messenger RNA, 2757 nt
Organism: Coregonus clupeaformis (lake whitefish)
Lineage: Eukaryota; Metazoa; Chordata; Actinopteri; Salmoniformes; Salmonidae
Product: GTP-binding protein Rheb
Exons: 8
Coding region: 353-907 (184 amino acids)
Biological process (GO): small GTPase-mediated signal transduction
Cellular component (GO): plasma membrane
Molecular function (GO): GTPase activity; GDP binding; GTP binding
Source: RefSeq, a predicted model, not a curated record